Acanthamoeba castellanii str. Neff is the source of this 456-nucleotide messenger RNA. RefSeq lists its product as uncharacterized. Bases 1 to 456 code for a protein of 151 amino acids. The transcript has 4 exons. NCBI's taxonomy places the organism in Eukaryota, Discosea, Longamoebia, Acanthamoebidae. Gene Ontology annotation, molecular function: calcium ion binding. The record is from RefSeq and is a predicted model, not a curated record.
AUGGUACGCGGGAACAGCAGCAGUGCAGGUCCCAUACAACUGCCAGCACAGGUCACCAGCCAAGACCUGGCCCAAGUCUGGGAUCGGUACGACAAGCGCAAGAGCGGAGAGCUGAGCUCCGCCAAGGUCCACAAGUUCAUGAAGGACCUGGCCCACGUGGCCGGCCUCAAGUACGACAAGGCCGAGGCCGACCGUCUCAUCCGCUCCGUCGUCGACCACCCCGACACCGCCGCCGCCGGCGCUUCCACUCAGCCGCAGCCCAGCAGCAGCAGCGGCAGCGUGCCCCGGAGCCCGCGCAAGCAGGAGGCGGCGGAGGGCGACGUGCGGGUCGACUUUGAGCGCUUCCGGCGGCUGUUCCUCGUCGUGCUCGAGAAGGAGCGCGAGCAGCAACAGCUGCUGCUGCAGCAGAACGAGAAGCAGCAGCAGCAGCACCGCUGCUGGGCAGCCGCAAGCUGA